This is a messenger RNA of Gekko japonicus, 562 nucleotides long. RefSeq names its product adipogenesis associated, Mth938 domain containing (gene AAMDC). The record is from RefSeq and is a predicted model, not a curated record. Lineage: Eukaryota; Metazoa; Chordata; Lepidosauria; Squamata; Gekkonidae. Bases 105 to 473 code for a protein of 122 amino acids. Gene Ontology annotation, biological process: positive regulation of fat cell differentiation. The transcript is spliced from 4 exons. Gene Ontology annotation, cellular component: cytoplasm.
UCGGCAGCGGCGGAGGAGGAGAAGGAGGGCGGGGCAGUAGAGGGGUUGGAAACGCCAGUUCGGGCAUCGCCGCUAGGCAGGUAUUUUUUCCCCUCCAUCCGACAAUGUCUUCCCCGGAAAUCGCUUCCCUCUCUUGGGGCCGGAUGACGGUGAAAGGCUGUUCCACGGCGUACAAGGACUGUAAAGUGUGGCCGGGAGGCAGCCGGACGUGGGAUUGGAGAGAAACAGGCACAGACCAUUUCCCUGGCGUGCAGCCGGCCGACGUUGAAGAAGUCGUUCAGAAGGGCGCGAAAACCUUAGUGAUCGGCCGCGGCAUGAGUGAAGCCCUGCAGGUGCCAUCCUCCACCGUGGACUAUCUCAAGAAACACGGGAUCGACGUACGAGUCCUGCAGACGGAGGCGGCCGUGAAGGAGUACAACGCUCUGGCCCUGCAAGGGGUUAAAGUGGGCGGCGUCUUCCAUUCCACCUGUUAGAGCGAGAGGGACCGCCCCACUUCCCACCGUCUUGUGCCUUUGGCUGAAUUAAAGAGACCCCCACUGGGGGUAGCGCAACAGUUUCUCGG